This is a messenger RNA of Coccidioides posadasii C735 delta SOWgp, 945 nucleotides long. RefSeq lists its product as uncharacterized. The record is from RefSeq and is a predicted model, not a curated record. Lineage: Eukaryota; Fungi; Ascomycota; Eurotiomycetes; Onygenales; Onygenaceae.
AUGUUCAAAAAACCGUCUCUACUCUGCUCCUGUUGUGGCAGCAUCCAGCUGCUCAACUCGCCCUCCUCGAUUUCGCCGCAAUCGGCCACCUCAUCCCGACGACGCCCGCAUCCGUUUCGACUGCCUAGGCGCUUCGCCCAUGUUCACAGCACGAACUCUCUUGGUCCUGAGAGGGACUUCACCUGGCCAACUUCCCCUACCUUUUCGCCAUACGAGCUAUUCAAACUAGAACGGACCGCUCCCUAUUCGAAACGGCUUUUCUACGAACUUGCCAAAAUCUACCACCCCGACCGGCCAUGCAAUGGGCAUCCAUUGUGCAAAGAUCUUCCGGAAUCAGUCCGCAUGCACAGAUACAGGGUCAUAGUGGCGGCUCACGAACUCCUUUCCGAUCCAUCGAAGCGUGCAGCAUAUGACAGGUGUGGCGACGGAUGGCAUCAGCGCCGCGAGCUCUUCGGCGUUCAUGCUAAAAAGGAGCCCCGCCAAUCCACCACGGUCCGCUAUACCUACGGCAGGAAGAAUUCUGGUGAAGACAUAUUUAGAAAUGCCACCUGGGAAGAUUGGCAGGAAUUCUACGAGAAACGCGAUGGACGUCCGAAGCAAGCCCAGACGGUGUCUCAUAGCACGUUCGCGUCGUUUUUAUUCCUCCUAGCGCUGUUCGGUGGCAUUGGUCAGGCAAUUACCGUUGGAAAAUAUUCGACAUUUGUACAGGACAAAGUGAAAAGUGUCAAUGAAAAAUGUGGACAAUUGCUUGACGGCCGAAGACAUGACACUAGGGAGCAUAUGAGCUCCCAGGAUGCCAGGGUUCAGAGUUUCCUAAUGAAGCGAGAUCCAUCGGGCUACGGGUUGAAGGAAGAAGAGGAAGAGACCUACCGACGCCUUCUCGGUGCACAUCGGACUACUGAUGUUAUAAAUGAUAUCGACUCGAUGAGAAAUGAGUCAGAAUAG